Messenger RNA from Alexandromys fortis (reed vole), 1295 nucleotides. RefSeq names its product antagonist of mitotic exit network 1 homolog (gene Amn1). Gene Ontology annotation, cellular component: cytoplasm; SCF ubiquitin ligase complex. NCBI's taxonomy places the organism in Eukaryota, Metazoa, Chordata, Mammalia, Rodentia, Cricetidae. The transcript is spliced from 8 exons. Gene Ontology annotation, molecular function: protein binding. The record is from RefSeq and is a predicted model, not a curated record. The coding region runs from base 118 to 837 and encodes 239 amino acids. Gene Ontology annotation, biological process: SCF-dependent proteasomal ubiquitin-dependent protein catabolic process.
CUCCCCUCCAACCCCCAAACCCGACUCUGUGUGACGUCAUCUGGGCUUCCGCGUCCUGCACGGCAGGAAGUUGGCCGUGAAGUCCCGCGGCGGUCCCGGCUCCCGAGGGCGGCCGCGAUGCCUUCGUCGCAACUGGUCAGUCAACUGCUGGAACUAUGUCUUCGGUGCCUAGUAAUCAACAUUUCCAGGUAUAUCUCAGAUAUCAAAUAUUUGCCUCCCAACAUCAAAGAUAGACUGAUUAAAAUAAUGAGCACACGGGGCCGGAUAACAGAUUCCAAUAUAAAUGAGGUGCUACAUCCUGAAGUCCAAAGACUAGAUCUCAGGAGCUGUGAUAUCUCGGACUUGGCUCUCCAGCACCUGUGCAGAUGCAGAAAACUGAAGGCACUAAACCUGAAAUCGUCCAGAGAACAUAGAAACAGCAUCACUUCAGAAGGAAUAAAAGCUGUAGCUUCUUCGUGUUCCGACCUUCAUGAAAUUUCUUUGAAAGGAUGCUGCAGUGUCACUGAUGAAGGAGUCCUUGCUCUUGCACUCAACUGCCAGCUCCUAAAGAUCAUUGAUUUGGGUGGCUGCCUAGGUAUCACUGACAUGUCCUUACAUGCACUAGGAAAAAACUGCCCAUUAUUGCAGUGUGUUGACUUUUCAACUACUCAGGUGUCUGACAGUGGUGUGGCUGCACUUGUUAGUGGACCAUGUGCCAAACAAUUAGAGGAGAUUAACAUGGGGUAUUGUAUAAAUCUAACCGAUACGGCUGUAGAAGCUGUCCUGACUGCCUGUCCUCAGAUACGUAUACUUCUUUUCCACGGCUGCCCCUUAAUAACAGGCUUUUACUCGUGGUGAUUAUCUGAUCUAUCGGGGUCGCAAAAUGGAUCAUUCACGAGAAGUCUUGGAGCAAUUAGUAGGAUCAAGAAAACUAAAGCAAGUGACGUGGUCUGUUUAUUGAUCUUACUGAGGCGGAUUACAGGAGCCUUCCCAGGAACUUAUUAUAACACUAAUUUAUUACUUAUUGUCUUAGUUAAACUGUAACUCCCAGAGAACCAGUUCAAUCUUAAUGUGAACAUUUGUGCUUUUAAGUUAACCAGACUCAGCAUUUAGCACUCCUGUAAUCCCGUAUUUGUUUGAUGACCCAUCUUUUUGUUUUAAUGGUGACCCUGGUGUGAACUGUACCUGAUGGAGAGGAGGCUGGGUUUGUUUUUAAUAACAACAGUUUCAAAUGAUUCAUUUCCCCUUUAUAGUCCUUUCUCUGGUUAGGUAUCUGAGCUGUUGAAUUCUAAAUAAAGAUGCUUUUAAAAGUGUAA